Pygocentrus nattereri (red-bellied piranha) is the source of this 3245-nucleotide messenger RNA. Its product is annotated as glutamine-rich protein 1-like. The transcript has 12 exons. The record is from RefSeq and is a predicted model, not a curated record. Lineage: Eukaryota; Metazoa; Chordata; Actinopteri; Characiformes; Serrasalmidae. The coding region runs from base 238 to 2430 and encodes 730 amino acids.
GGUUUUUGUUGUAAGAUGGCGCCUCAGAAGGCGUGAGUCAAAUACGGCGGAGCGGAGAAAAACACCGCUGUCGGCCGAGGCGAUAGCGCAGCUGGCCGGGCCGCCGGCUUCACCAGGCGGGCCGCUGUCUGCUGUGCUGCUGUGCUGCGGGAGGACUGCGGGAAGCCGUGUGGGCGGAGAGCGGAGCGGCAGGCCGAGUCAGAGCAAGACCGGUCGGGUCUUUUAGGCCUCUGAGUCAUGAAUAACGGCAUGGAGGGUUCGGUGUCUUUCGAGGAGCUGGUGAGGGUGAAGGCACGCAGUAUCCCCCAGCACCGCAUGAAAGAGUUCCUUGAGUCACUGGCUAGUAAAGGACCUGAAGCCCUGCAAGAAUUCAGCCAUGACGGGGAAGGCAACACUGUGGUCUACCAGCAGGGGGAGAACUGUGUGUACACAGACAGCACAGAAGUCGCAGGCUCACUACUGGAGCUGGCCUGUCCGGUCCAGGUCCAGGUGCAGCCGUCGUUACAGCAUCAGGAACAGCUGCCUCUGCAUCCUCAGGUGUCAACAGCACAGGUCACUACAGGUGGAUAUCAGUCCACAGAGCAGCAGCCCAUACAAGUACAGGUUCACAUUCAGGGCCAGCAGGCACAGAUUGGACACAUACCUUCUCAGCAUUUGCCAACUGUUGCUGCAGCAACACAGGUUAUACAGCCGGGAGACCUCACAGAGGAGCAACACCAACAGAUCCAGGCUCAGUUAAUAGCAGCAGUCACAAGCGGACAGCAGAUCCAGAUCCAGACAGUAGGGGCCGUACCUGAAUCCCCAGCUCAGCUCCAAACCUCUCUACAUGGGGAUGCCACCAACAGAACCACGGUCACUUCAGCCAGUGUCCUCCAACCUGCCAAGAAACGCAAAGUGGACCUCCCCAUCACAGUCUCCUAUGCCAUCCCUGGCCAACAGCUAGCUACGGUGGUAGCUAUUCCACAAAAUCAGCAACAGAGUUACGUGUCUCUAAGGCCUGAUUUAGUCACAGUGGACAGCACUCAGUUAUACAGCACAACUGGCACACUUACAAGUCCCACCGGAGAGACGUGGACCAUCCCUGUGUAUACAGCACCCACCCAACAGACCGGCAUCACCCACAUCGCUGUACCACAGGAUGCCUACGGCACUCCUACAGCACUUCAUGUCUCCGCCCCCAUUGCUACUGAUGACAAGGACAAGAACAAAACUGCUCAUAGUGUGUCAGUGGUUUCCAUGCCGACUGUGGGUGGGGGCACAGGGGGACAGGAAGAGGUGGUACAAGCAUUGUCAAAUACCCUCUUCCCUGCACAGUUUAUGAAUGGAAACAUUCAUAUACCUGUCGCUGUGCAGACUGUUGCCGGAGUAACGGGGUCAUGUCCAAACAGCUCACAGUCUUUGCACAUCUGGGACCCUCAGCAGCAGAUUGUACAGACAGUAGAUGGAGCUUCAGAGCAGCAGACCUUGCAGCAGGAGCAGAUGCAGGGUAUGUCUGACAGCGAGACAUUGCCCGCCUGUCUAAAGCCAGAGGAGGGGCUGCUGGAGUGGAGACUCUGGGCUCAAAAGAAGAACACCGAGCUGGAAAAGGAGCAGAGGAACACACUGGCCCCUAUUGGCAGGCGGCAGCAGUUGCGCUUUCAAGAGGACCUGCUCUCCAGUUCCAUAGCAGAGCUGAGUUUAGGCUUGUCUUUAAUGACACAGGAGGCCCGGGGCUUAGAGGGCGAGAGUUUAGAAGAUGAUAUGCUCUACUACAUCUUCCUUUGUAUACAAAAGUAUGUGUUUGAUAAUGGCAGAGUAGAUAAUAUAUUCACAGAUCGGUAUUAUCAGCGCUUUCAGCAAUCACUGCACAAAAUAUUGGACUCUUGGCAACCCAGCAUCCACCCUUUAGGUUACAUUAUCCCCAGUCAUGUGACUGAAGAAAUGUUAUGGGAAUGCAGACAAUUGGGAGCCCAUUCACCUUCCACACUCCUCACAACUCUAAUGUUUUUCAACACCAAGUAUUUUCAGUUAAAAACAGUUGAUCAGCACCUGAAAGUAGCGUUCACGAAGGUCUUACGACACACUAAGAAGAACCCAUCCAACCCCAAGGACAGGUGCACAAGCAUCCGCUACCUAAAGGGAGUUGGACAGUACCAGGUUGGCCAAAAAGUGACUGAUGACAUGUAUGCUGAGCAGUCAGAGUAUCCAGAGAACCCUUUACGCUGUCCUAUCAAACUCUAUGACUUCUACCUCUUUAAGUGUCCUCAGAGUGAUAAAGGUCGGAACGACGUCUUCUAUUUGACACCGGAAACUGUGGUUACCCCCAACAGCCCCAUCUGGUACUCGACGCAGCCAGUCUCGCGCGAGCAGCUGGAGCACAUGCUGUCUCGCAUCCUCAUCGUGCGGGAGAUACAGGAAGCCUCCGCCAGCAAAGCUGUAUCUCUGCAGUAGAGAGGGACGAUUAUGUCUUCACAGUUGUAACACAUGCAGUAGAAAAGAGGAGACACAACAUGGACCUUGCUAUCUCUCUUUUUGCCUUUGUUUUACAUACACAUACACACAUACCUACCUCUGCAGCUCAUUGUCUUUUAAGUUGCCUUAUGUUUUGGUAUUCAGAUCUUACUGAGAGACUUGCUUAAACUCACAUGGGCAUAGAUGUCUACUUAUCUUUUGCCAAAGUUCAGAUAAUUACAAAAAAGCUAUUUUUAUGAUUCUAGUCAAACCUCUUAGCAGUGAUUCUUACUUCACAACGCCUUAUUUAAUCCUCAUGCACUUCUUUUCCACCUUUUUGUCGUUUACCUCCCUCUUUCUCAGCUUUGUAGAAGCUGGUUUUGUUCCCAAACUCCUGCCUCAGUGCUGCUGGCCUGGACUGGUAAACUAAGGUUUAUACUAAAAGCAGUAUUGGGAUUUUCAGAUCCAAGCAUUUUAAUCAUUCAUGUCAACCUCACACAAAUGUUACAGAUGGCUGUACAUUGGCAGUUUUAAUUUUUUUCCAGUCAUGAACCUCAUGCAAAACCCAGUCUUAGAAUGAUAGUACAGUUCUCCUCAGCCCCCCAGACACAUCCUGUUUUUCAAAACAACUCACAACCUAGGGGGGCCAUGAGGACCGGGUUGGUAUUUUGUAUUAGUACAAAAGCAUAAACACUGAUUGUGUUUGGAAACAAGAGCAUGAGUUGUGCUGGUUGCUGUCAAGUCCAGCAGAAGUGUCAUAUACGUUAUAUGGACUGAUUUGCAACAAAUGCAUAAAGAUAAAUUUGUGAAUUUUA